Molecule: messenger RNA, 1854 nt
Organism: Torulaspora globosa
Lineage: Eukaryota; Fungi; Ascomycota; Saccharomycetes; Saccharomycetales; Saccharomycetaceae
Gene: SGA1
Product: glucan 1,4-alpha-glucosidase
Exons: 1
Coding region: 1-1854 (617 amino acids)
Biological process (GO): polysaccharide metabolic process
Cellular component (GO): fungal-type vacuole
Molecular function (GO): glucan 1,4-alpha-glucosidase activity
Source: RefSeq, a predicted model, not a curated record
AUGAUAAAAAAGCCUUCCUCCAGUGUUGCUGGUAGGUCUACAGGUUUUGGAUAUGUGAUCUCCGUGCUGACGCUGGUUGUGCUUCUGGUUCUUGCCGCUUAUCAUCAUCUGCUACCACUGCCCUUGGGCUCGGAGUUGGUGCGGACUGGUGGCAGCGGUGGUGAUGAUGGGUCAAGCCAUAACAUAACCAUAGUGGAUUUUUUCAAACCGUUUGAUCCUGCACAUCCCACAUCCGUACCUUUAAAGGACUAUUAUAGAAGAAUCAAUCUAAGGCCUUUGUCGCCCUAUGGUGUUGCUAGCGUGAAUUUCACCGAAUGGAUUGAUGAGCAGUUUGAGAUAUCGUUUGAAUAUCUUUUAAACAACGUUGCAGAUUCGAAUUUCCACAAUGGCGGUUUGCUAUCUCAAGGUGUUGCAGAAGGUGUCAUUAUAGCGUCACCUUCCAAGAAAUCACCCGACUAUUUCUAUCAGUGGGUCCGUGACUCGGCCAUCACUAUUCGUUCUGUGAUAUCCAACAUGUUCAUUCUGAAUAGUACUCAGGUUUAUGAUGAUGUCUACAUUUUGAAUGCCACGUUGGCGGCGACUGUUUUGAAAUACGUUAAUAAUUCCUAUGUCCUGCAAAGAUUAGACAAUCUAUCAGGAGAUGGUGUUAAAUUAGACCAAGCAGGACAAUUGAAGGGGCUGGGAGAACCCAAAUGGCUUGUUGAUAAUCACCCGUUUAUGGAAUCUUGGGGUAGACCGCAAAAUGACGGACCACCACUUAGAUCUGUGGCGGUACUUCAUUUUUUGGAUGAGUUGAGACAACAAGGCCUAAAGUUCAGCGAUAUCAUCGAUCAAUGCAACCGGAGUAAAUUGUUGAAGGGCCGUUUGCCCUUUAAGGAUGAGAGAGAGCUAUUUGAAAAGGUAAUAUACUGGGAUCUUCAGUUUGUGCUCAAAAAUUGGCAAGCCGAUUCGUUCGACCUGUGGGAGGAAGUUAAUGGUAAACAUUUCUUUACUUCAAUAGUGCAAUUUGCAGCGAUCAGGAUGGGAUUGCGUUUCUUACAGGAACAUCCGGACUAUACAUGGGACAGUUUUGAUAAAUCGGCCCUUUCCAAUGCUUUGCAAAAAUGCGUCGAACAGAUGCUCCAAUUCUUGACCCUGGGCGCCGGAUUCUUGAACCCAAACAAAAAUUUUAUCGUGGAGACACCGUCAAUCUUGAACUCAAGGUCUGGUUUAGAUAUUGCUGUGAUUAUUGGAUCUCUCUUGACCAGGAACUAUGAGGACAACAUGCCAUUCGGUGUUAAUGAUUCUGGUGUGUUAAACACAUUGUAUCACCUGGUCAAAUCGAUGGGGAUAAUUUACCCCAUAAAUCAUCCAAAGGCAAACCUGAAUAUUGGUGUGGCUCUCGGUAGAUAUCCUGAAGACGUUUAUGACGGAGUCGGUACUUCCGAGGGAAACCCAUGGUUUUUGGCAACAUGUUCAGCUUCCGAGUUACUCUACCAAUUGAUCUUGGAGAGUUACCACGCGCAAACCGAUCUGGUUAUCCCCUUGAACAAAUGGGAGUCGGAGUUUUGGACUUUAAUAUUUGAUGGAUUCGAUGAUUACAACAGACAAAGCUACCAAUUGGUAAUUCCCUGGGGCACACCGGCCUUUACCCAAACAAUGAUAUCCAUCUUUGAUCUUGGAGAGUCCUUCCUAGACGUGGUCCGCGAGCACGUAAGCGAGGGUGGACACAUGAGUGAGCAAUUCAACAAGUAUACAGGGUAUUUACAGGGAGCCGCCAAUCUGACGUGGUCCUAUGGUGCCUUGUGGAAAAGUUGCCACGCGCGUGCCCAAGCACAAACUCUCAUCGGUCUGCAAUCAGAAGGGGACCUCUAG